This is a messenger RNA of Pedinophyceae sp. YPF-701, 432 nucleotides long. The record is from the annotation of a GenBank genome assembly. Lineage: Eukaryota; Viridiplantae; Chlorophyta; Pedinophyceae.
AUGAGUUCCAUCGACGAGGUCAGCAGGAUCGCCAUCUGGCGCGAGCACGUCAAGAAGGAGGGCGCGCUGGUCAUGCGGACGGAGUUCUCGCUCUCGCACCCCAACCGCCUCCAAGGGAUCCCAGAGAAACCCAACAAGGUCGACCCGAGGGUGCAGGUCAACGAGGAGGCGACGCUCGCGGCCACGACGAAGCUCAACGACCUGAGUCAGACCAAGGACACCCACCUCCUGCCCUUCCAGAAGUACAAAACACCCCAGACUACCUCGCAGCAAUACGGCUGGGUCCAGGAGCAGCUCAUGAAGCCCCGCAACCGCUUCACGUACGGCAAGGGCCAGUGCGACGUGACCACGUACGCGGACCACUACUACGCCAUGUCUGGGAGGUCGCCCUACGCCUCGGGGGCCGCCAGCGCGCUCGGGCCGGGCUCGUAG